This is a messenger RNA of Lentinula edodes (shiitake mushroom), 384 nucleotides long. RefSeq lists its product as uncharacterized. NCBI's taxonomy places the organism in Eukaryota, Fungi, Basidiomycota, Agaricomycetes, Agaricales, Omphalotaceae. The transcript has a single exon. The record is from RefSeq and is a predicted model, not a curated record. The annotation marks the transcript as partial.
UUUGCAAGGGAUGGUGUUUCUCAGGAAAGGCAGGAACUGUACAUCAAAGACCCUGUAAAAUACGGGCCCAAGCUUCGCAACACCCGUAUCGAUAAACUCGCCCCGGAUACAAAGACAAUGAAGAAGUCUGCCUGGAAUCGGGCCCUAAUUCACAAGUUUGCAGCCAAAGCACAGGACAUUGUCGAUAAUUGUGAAGACAACCGCUUUGGGGUGGAAGCCAUCGACUGGGUCGACCUAUUCUCAGAUCGUUUCUACGAUAUUUUCAAACAGGUUGUUAAAGCACGCCGUCAGCCCGGUGAAAGCCAUGAAGAUCGUGUUUUGCGCCUCGUUACUACUGACACUGAACGCAAAGUACGCAAUGCACAAGUCAGCCUUCGCCAUGCG